Molecule: messenger RNA, 3580 nt
Organism: Carassius auratus (goldfish)
Lineage: Eukaryota; Metazoa; Chordata; Actinopteri; Cypriniformes; Cyprinidae
Product: clathrin coat assembly protein AP180-like
Exons: 29
Coding region: 708-3431 (907 amino acids)
Biological process (GO): clathrin coat assembly; synaptic vesicle budding from presynaptic endocytic zone membrane; clathrin-dependent endocytosis
Cellular component (GO): extrinsic component of presynaptic endocytic zone membrane; clathrin-coated vesicle; clathrin-coated pit
Molecular function (GO): 1-phosphatidylinositol binding; phosphatidylinositol-4,5-bisphosphate binding; SNARE binding
Source: RefSeq, a predicted model, not a curated record
GCACAAAUAAAUAAAUAUUGAGUCCAGCAGCUAGGGACCGCGGCUUCCCGUUUAUCGCUGCGUUUCAUCAUCCUAGUUCAGCAAUUGUCCAAACCUGGACAUAGCCACGGGGUGAAGGAAAAGAAAGGCGAGCGUUUUUUUUAGAGAUGAGGAGAACAACGCAAGCCGUUUGGAUGUUAGGGUGACUCCACAUCGAGCGGUGGUUUGUCAGGAAGAUUAAUCCUUGAUCUGGAGGAGGAGAGAAGGACGACUGGUCGAGCCGAGCAUCAUCGUGACAGCCUCUUCCAAUACAACGCUCAAAGAACGAGGAACAUAUUUUAAGACUUCAUAAAAAUCGUCUUCUAUAACCUUAAUGCUCAUCGUUUACUCUUUAUAAAUACCUGUUUGCGUUAUAAAUCGUCAUUACGCAUCUUUUAUAUGCUCCCGCAUCCACACGAGGCGAAUACACGGCUCAGGCGUUGACCUGGAAUAUUUAUUAUAGUAAACACAAAGUAUGAUUUAGUAUUGCCUUAAAUAUGCCCGUCGCUCAUCAUCCAUGGUAAAGUCUUUUUCUCAGCUUGGUCUCGAUAACAGUCACAUCAUAUUAAUAUCGGAAACUGUGGCCGAGAAUCCGAUUUAAAGGGCCUCAUUCUUGUGGACGCUUUGGACCAUCUCGACGCGUCUCUUUACACGGGAAUAAGAGCGUUUGAAUCCGCGAGGGACGGAGGAUGUCGGGUCAGACUUUGACGGACCGCAUCGCCGCGGCGCAGUACAGCCUCACGGGAUCCGAGGUGGCUCGUGCGGUGUGUAAAGCGACCACGCAUGAAGUGAUGGCACCUAAAAAAAAACAUCUCGAAUACUUGAUCCAGGCAACCCAGGAGUCCAAUGUCAAUAUUCCCCAGAUGGCUGAUACCCUGUUUGAGAGAGCGGGAAAUGCCAGCUGGAUCGUGGUCUUCAAGGCUUUGGUCGCCACUCACCACCUGAUGGUCCAUGGCAAUGAGAGGUUCAUCCAGUACCUGGCCUCCAGGAACACCCUAUUCAAUCUUAGUAAUUUUUUGGACAAAACUGGCUCUCAUGGUUACGACAUGUCAACAUUUAUCAGACGCUACAGCAGAUAUCUGAACGAGAAAGCGUUUGCCUACAGACAGAUGGCUUUUGACUUUGGCCGAGUGAAGAAAGGUGCUGAUGGUGUGAUGAGAACAAUGUCUACAGACAAGCUCUUGAAAGGCAUGCCCACACUGCAGAGUCAGAUUGAUGCUCUGCUGGAGUUUGAUGUUCAUCCAAAAGAUCUUGUCAAUGGGGUGAUCAACGCUGCCUUCCUGUUGCUUUUCAAGGAUCUGAUCAAGUUGUAUGCCUGCUACAAUGAUGGCAUCAUUAAUCUCUUAGAGAAAUUUUUCCAGAUGAAGAAAGGACAAUGCAAAGAUGCAUUGGAAAUCUAUAAAAGAUUCUUGACACGAAUGACCAGAGUCUCAGAGUUCCUCAAAAUUGCUGAGCAAGUGGGAAUUGACAAAAAUGAUAUUCCUGAACUUACACAGGCUCCUGAGAGUCUUCUGGAAUCUCUGGAGACACAUCUCAACACGCUCGAGGGGAAGAAAGUUGAUGAGUCACCGACUAAGAAGGGAUCUCCAACAAAUAAUGGAACACCUGCUGGUACCCCUGCAAAAACUGCAGAGCCCACGGCGGCAGCAGCUGCGGAUACUGAGGCCGCCGCAGCAGAGCCUGCAAAAGCUGCACCGGCUACAACCACCAUCAAUAGUGGCUUCAAUGAUCUAGUGGAUUUUGAUCUGUUGGCUCCAACCACAGGGGCUUCAGCGGCUCCCACAGCAUCAUGGGGAGAUCUGCUCGGUGAGGACUCUCUGGCCGCUGCUGCUGCUAGCUCAGAAGCGCCCCUUUCUGAGGCUGACUCUGCCUCCGCAGCUCCCUCUGCCGCAGCUUCUGCUACUGAACCAGCAGCUGACACCAUCGCUGCCCCGGCCGCUACCUCGCUGCCAGUGCCUGUCCCUGCUGCCACCAUCUCAGACAUGGAUCUGUUUGGAGAUGCAUUUGCGCCCUCCCCAGGCGAUGGUCCGAGCGAGGGUGUGGCCUCAGCAGCUGCUGCCGAUGCAUGUGCCGGAUCUGACCCCUGGGCUCCAUCGGAGGGUAGUGCAAGCAUUGCCCCAGAGCUGGACCUCUUUGCCAUGAAGCCGGUAGAGAGUGUUGCUUCAGCAGCAUCCCCUACCAGCGCCGAGCCAAGCAUCUCGCCAACAGAGGCUCCGGCUACCCCUUCUCCUCCCAGCACUACUGCCACCACCACCACCACGUCCAUCACCACAUCCGCUACAACUGAGUCCGCAGCCCCGCCAACACUAGACCUCUUUAGUGAUAUGUUUGAUUCUAUGCCUGAGCAAAGUUCCUCUUCCGAGCCCAAAGCAACCACUCCUAGUGUAGACCUAUUUGGUGCAGAUCUUCCCGCUGUCUCACGUGGUCCUUCACCUUUGCCUGAGGCCAGUGUGACUGGUGACCUCUUGUCUGACUCAUUUGUUGCUCCAGCUGCUCCUGUCUCUCCUCCUAAAGCCGAAUCUAGACCUGUGCUGGACCUCCUUGACACGUUUGGUGACACUACUGGGGAAACCCAGUCCACUGCUCCUGGAGCACCAUCAGGUGACCUGCUUGGAGGGUUGAUUUCACCGGUCGCCCCCACAGAGACACCAACCCUAGCACCAGUGCCAUCCUCAGCCCCAGCUGACCUGCUGGAGUCUGCUUUUGAUGCCUUCGGCUCUGAGCUGUUAUCCACCACACCAGCAGCAGCGGACAGCGCCCCUGCCACUGCAGCGCCCUCUGGUGGCUUUGAUGCGUCAGUGUUUGAUGGAUUAGGAGACCUUCUGAUGCCAGCCUUAACGCCUCAGAGCACAGGGGGGACCCCCAUGGGUGCAGUGAGCAUGCCAUUGACACCUGGAGUUGUGCCCACCACUGGGCCGACAAUGGCCCCAACAAUGGCACCCACAGCAGCUGCCCAACCAAUCAAAACUAUUGGAGGAGACUUAGACAUUUCACUCGCCAAUUUGGUUGGAAACUUGGGGGUAGGAAGCCAAAAGAAGGACAACCAGUGGAAUGAGAAGAAGCUAACAGGAGGAGUUAACUGGACCCCUCAGCUGGCCCCUACUAGCUGGGGCACACCUGGCGCUCAGAAGUCUGGCUCUGCCCCUGGAGCCCCCGGAGCUGCCGCCCCACCUGGAGCAAUGGCACCGACCAUGGGAGCACAGCCUGGCUUUGGCAUGGCUCCAGCUGCAGGAGCUCCCAUGAUGCCCCAGCCCGUGAUGAUGGGUCAGUCCAUGAUGAGACCACCAUUUACUGGGCCAGCAGCAACAGGAACACCCGGAGCACCAUUGUCUCCAGGACCAGCUGCUCAGAGCCCCAAAAAACCUCCCACCAAGGACCCCCUUGCAGAUCUCAAUAUCAAGGACUUCUUAUAAUUUCCCAGUAUUUGUUUUCUCAAAGACUGAGCUCCAGUGAGAGAAGUCUGCUGUCUGUUUACACCCCAAAACACCUGAGGACCUGCAGCUAGAUAUCCACUGACCCCACCCCCAACCCAAACUCUGCCCACUCUGCCCCGCAGCCUUCC